This is a messenger RNA of Equus quagga, 8974 nucleotides long. It is a transcript of the gene KIF21B, whose product is annotated as kinesin family member 21B. Gene Ontology annotation, biological process: mitotic spindle organization; microtubule-based movement. NCBI's taxonomy places the organism in Eukaryota, Metazoa, Chordata, Mammalia, Perissodactyla, Equidae. Gene Ontology annotation, molecular function: microtubule motor activity; microtubule binding; ATP binding. The record is from RefSeq and is a predicted model, not a curated record. The coding region runs from base 266 to 5137 and encodes 1623 amino acids. The transcript has 35 exons.
GUGGGGAGCGCGGGGGCUCCGCGCGCGCUCUGCUGGCUCCGCGCCGCGCGAUGGCGCGAGGAGGCGCGCGCGCCCGGCCCCGGGGACCCCAGCCCGGCCGCCGCUGAGCCCCUCCGCCCGCGUCCGAGCAUGUCCCCUCCGGCCGCCGCGGCCGCCUCCGCCUGCAGCGCUCGCGCCUCCCGCAGCCGCCGCCGCAGCCGCUGCCCCGGGCAUUUGCCCCCGGACCCCCGCCCCUGAUCCGCGCCCGCGCCCAGCCCGGAGGACCAUGGCCGGCCAGGGGGACUGCUGCGUCAAGGUGGCCGUCAGGAUCCGGCCUCAGCUGUCAAAGGAGAAGAUUGAGGGCUGUCACAUCUGCACCUCGGUCACCCCGGGGGAGCCCCAGGUCCUCCUGGGGAAGGACAAGGCCUUCACCUAUGACUUUGUCUUCGACCUGGACACCUGGCAGGAGCGGAUCUACUCGACCUGUGUGGACAAGCUCAUCGAGGGCUGCUUUGAUGGCUACAAUGCCACGGUGCUGGCCUACGGGCAGACGGGGGCCGGGAAGACAUACACCAUGGGCACCGGCUUCGACAUGGCCACGUCGGAGGAGGAGCAGGGCAUCAUUCCGAGGGCCAUCGCCCACCUCUUUGGGGGCAUUGCUGAGCGCAAGCGGCGGGCACAGGAGCAGGGCGUGACUGGGCCCGAGUUCAAAGUCAGCGCUCAGUUCCUGGAGCUCUACAACGAGGAGAUCCUUGACCUGUUCGACAGUACCCGUGACCCCGACGCCCGCCACCGCCGGUCCAACAUCAAGAUCCACGAGGAUGCCAACGGGGGCAUCUACACCACGGGUGUCACCUCCCGCCUCAUCAACUCCCAGGAGGAGCUGAUCCAGUGCCUGAAGCAGGGGGCCCUGUCACGCACCACGGCCAGCACCCAGAUGAAUGUGCAGAGCUCCCGCUCCCACGCCAUCUUCACCAUCCACCUGUGCCAGAUGCGCGUGUGCACCCAGCCCGACCUGGUGAAUGAGGCGGUGGCCGGGCUCCCUGAGGGCACAGCUCCUGCGCCGGAGUAUGAGACACUCACGGCCAAGUUUCACUUCGUGGACCUGGCCGGCUCCGAGCGGCUGAAGCGGACGGGGGCCACCGGCGAGCGGGCCAAGGAAGGCAUCUCCAUCAACUGCGGCCUGCUGGCCUUGGGCAACGUGAUCAGUGCCUUGGGGGACCAGAGCAAGAAGGUGGUGCAUGUGCCCUACAGGGACUCCAAGCUCACCCGGCUCCUCCAGGACUCACUGGGGGGCAACAGCCAGACCAUCAUGAUCGCCUGCGUGAGCCCCUCGGACCGCGACUUCAUGGAGACGCUCAACACACUGAAAUACGCCAAUCGGGCCCGCAACAUCAAGAACAAGGUGGUGGUAAACCAGGACAAGACCAGCCAGCAGAUCAGCGCGCUGCGGGCCGAGAUCGCACGCCUGCAGAUGGAGCUGAUGGAGUACAAGGCGGGCAAGCGAGUAAUUGGGGAGGACGGUGCUGAGGGCUACAGUGACCUGUUCCGGGAGAAUGCCAUGCUGCAGAAGGAGAACGGGGCACUGCGCCUGCGGGUGAAGGCCAUGCAGGAGGCCAUCGAUGCCAUCAACAACCGCGUCACCCAGCUCAUGAGCCAGGAGGCCAACCUGCUCCUGGCCAAGGCCGGCGAUGGCAACGAGGCCAUUGGUACCCUCAUCCAGAACUACAUCCGGGAGAUUGAGGAGCUACGGACGAAGCUCCUGGAGAGCGAGGCCAUGAACGAGUCCCUGCGUCGCAGCCUCUCUCGGGCCUCGGCUCGGAGCCCCUACUCCCUGGGUGGGUCUCCCGCUGCCCCGGCCUUUGGGGGCAGCCCGGCCAGCUCCAUGGAAGAUGCCUCCGAGGUGAUCCGCAGGGCCAAGCAGGACCUGGAGCGGCUCAAGAAGAAGGAGGUCAGGCAGCGGAGGAAGAGCCCAGAGAAGGAGGCCUUCAAAAAGAGGGCGAAACUCCAGCAGGAGAACAGCGAGGAGACCGAUGAGAACGAGGCUGAGGCCGAGGAGGAGGAGGAGGAGCGAGACGAGAGCGGCUGUGAGGAGGAGGAGGGGCGUGAGGACGAAGAUGAGGACUCGGGCAGCGAGGAGAGCCUGGUGGACUCGGACUCAGACCCUGAGGAGAAGGAGGUGAACUUCCAGGCCGACCUGGCCGACCUGACGUGCGAGAUCGAGAUCAAGCAGAAGCUGAUCGACGAGCUGGAGAACAGCCAGCGGCGGCUGCAGACACUGAAGCACCAGUACGAGGAGAAGCUGAUUCUGCUGCAGAACAAGAUCCGGGACACGCAGCUGGAGCGCGACCGCGUGCUGCAGAACCUCAGCACCAUGGAGUGCUACACGGAGGAGAAGGCCAACAAGAUCAAGGCGGACUACGAGAAGAGGCUGCGGGAGAUGAACCGGGAUCUGCAGAAGCUGCAGGCCGCGCAGAAGGAGCACGCACGGCUGCUCAAGAACCAGUCGCGCUACGAGAGGGAGCUGAAGAAGUUGCAGGCCGAGGUGGCCGAGAUGAAGAAGGCCAAGGUGGCCCUGAUGAAGCAGAUGCGAGAGGAACAGCAGCGGCGGCGGCUGGUGGAGACCAAGAGGAACCGUGAGAUCGCCCAGCUCAAGAAGGAGCAGCGGCGACAGGAGUUUCAGAUCCGAGCUCUGGAGUCGCAGAAGCGGCAGCAGGAGAUGGUCCUGAGGAGGAAAACCCAGGAGGUUUCUGCACUGAGGCGCCUGGCCAAGCCCAUGUCCGAGCGGGUGGCGGGGCGUGCAGGACUGAAGCCACCCAUGCUGGACUCGGGGGCGGAGGUGUCGGCCAGCACCACCUCGUCUGAGGCCGAAUCGGGGGCCCGCUCUGUCUCCAGCAUCGUGCGCCAGUGGAACCGCAAGAUCAACCACUUCUUGGGGGACCAUCCUGCGGCCACUGUCAAUGGCACCCGCCCUGCCAGAAAGAAGUUCCAGAAGAAGGGGGCCAGCCAGAGCUUCAGUAAGGCCGCGAGGCUCAAGUGGCAGUCCCUCGAGCGGCGGAUCAUUGACAUCGUCAUGCAGAGGAUGACCAUCGUCAACCUGGAGGCCGACAUGGAGCGGCUCAUCAAGAAAAGGGAGGAGCUGUUCCUCCUGCAGGAGGCUCUCCGGAGGAAGCGCGAGCGGCUGCAGGCCGAGAGCCCGGAGGAGAAGGGGCUACAGGAGCUGGCAGAGGAGAUCGAGGUGCUGGCGGCCAAUAUCGACUACAUCAAUGACAGCAUCACCGACUGCCAGGCCACCAUCGUGCAGCUGGAAGAGACCAAGGAGGAGCUGGACUCCACAGACACGUCGGUGGUCAUCAGCUCCUGCUCCCUGGCCGAAGCCCGCCUCCUGCUGGACAACUUUCUCAAGGCGUCCAUCGACAAGGGGCUGCAGGUGGCACAGAAGGAGGCUCAGAUCCGGCUGCUGGAAGGACGGCUGAGGCAGACCGACAUCGCAGGUUCCUCCCAGAACCACCUGCUCCUGGACGCCCUGCGCGAGAAGGCCGAGACGCACCCUGAGCUGCAGGCGCUCAUCUACAACGUGCAGCAGGAGAACGGCUACGCCAGCACUGAUGAGGAGAUCUCAGAGUUCUCGGAGGGGAGCUUCUCCCAAUCGUUCACCAUGAAAGGUUCCACCAGCCACGAUGAUUUCAAGUUCAAGGGCGAGCCCAAGCUGUCUGCCCAGAUGAAGGCCGUGUCGGCCGAGUGCCUGGGGCCCCCGCUGGACGUCUCCACCAAGAACAUCACCAAGUCGCUGGCCUCCCUUGUGGAGAUCAAGGAAGACGGAGCAGGCCUCUCCCUCCGAGACCAGUACUACCGGGACAAGGUCUCGCGCACCAUCAGCCUGCCCACCAGAGGCAGUACCUUCCCCCGGCAGUCUCGAGGCACGGAGACGUCCCCUCUGACCCGAAGGAAGUCGUAUGACCGAGGACAGCCCAUUAGGUCCACGGACGUGGGAUUCACGCCCCCCUCGUCCCCUCCCACGCGGCCCCGCAGUGACCGUAACGUCUUCUCCCGUCUCACCAGCAAUCAGAGCCAGGGCUCAGCGCUGGACAAGUCUGAUGACAGCGAUUCCUCUUUGUCGGAGGUCCUGAGGGGCAUCAUCACCCCGGUUGGAGGAGCCAAGGGUGCGCGGACAGCCCCACUGCAGUGCGUCUCCAUGGCCGAGGGCCACACCAAGCCCAUCCUCUGCCUGGACGCCACGGACGAGCUGCUCUUCACGGGCUCCAAAGACCGCAGCUGUAAGAUGUGGAACUUGGUCACGGGGCAGGAGAUCGCAGCCCUCAAGGGCCACCCCAACAACGUGGUCUCCAUCAAGUUCUGCAGCCACUCGGGCCUGGUGUUCUCCGUGUCCACCUCCUACAUCAAGGUGUGGGACAUCCGGGACUCGGCCAAGUGCAUACGCACGCUCACGUCCUCGGGCCAGGUGACCUCUGGUGAUGCCUGUGCCGCCACGUCCACCCGCGCCAUCGCCAGUGCACAGGGAGAGCACCAGAUCAACCAGAUUGCCCUCAGCCCUUCGGGCACCAUGCUGUACGCGGCCUCCGGCAACGCCGUCCGCAUCUGGGAGCUCAGCAGGUUCCAGCCCGUCGGCAAGCUGACUGGCCACAUCGGCCCCGUGAUGUGCCUGACCGUCACCCAGACCGCCAACCAGCACGAUCUGGUGGUGACCGGCUCCAAGGACCACUACGUUAAGAUGUUCGAGCUGGGGGAGUGCGUGGCGGGCACCAUCGGCCCCACCCACAACUUCGAGCCGCCGCACUACGACGGCAUCGAAUGCCUCGCCAUCCAGGGAGACAUCCUGUUCAGUGGCUCCCGGGAUAACGGCAUCAAGAAGUGGGACCUGGAACAGCAGGAGCUCAUCCAGCAAAUCCCCAAUGCACACAAGGACUGGGUGUGCGCCCUGGCCUUCGUGCCGGGCCGCCCCAUGCUGCUGAGCGCCUGCCGGGCAGGCGUCAUCAAGGUCUGGAACGUGGACAAUUUCACGCCCAUCGGGGAGAUCAAGGGCCAUGACAGCCCCAUCAACGCCAUCUGCACCAACGCCAAGCACAUCUUCACCGCCUCCAGCGACCUGACAGUGAAGUUCUGGAGUAUACGGCGCUUACCCGGUGGCCCACCCUAGGCGUGAGGUCAGAGGAUGGCCCCCGGACCCUCGGCCCCCCGCAGCCUGGACAGCACGGAAGGGGAGCCGUGGCCCGAGGAGGCCAGCUGCCCUGGGGACAGAGGGUGUGGGCGACGGGUGUGGCCCCUCUUCUGCUCUCCUGCCUCCCCCUUAACCUUCCCACGGGAUACUCUCCUCAGUCCCUCCCCGGCCACGUGGAGAGAGAAUUUGGGGAGGAAAUUAAGCUGUGAAGCCAAAGGGCAUUUCCCCCUCUUUUCUCUCCCUGCGGCCCCUUGGCCUCCCUCCCCGAUGGCCACCUUUCUCCUGCUGAGCCGGCCCUGCCCUUCCUUGAGCCUUUGGCCUGGGGGCGGGGCCCUGUGGGGCCGGUGACGCAGCCCCAGACCUGCCUCUGAGCCCAAAAAGAUAGUCCUCAGGUAACCACGGAGACCAGGUGGAGGCAGCUGGGCCCCCGCCGUGACCCUCGGCCCCUUGGCCCCCGACAGCCAUUCCCAGGUGACCCCAGCAAUCCCUGGGGGUCCCUUUCCAAUGGGGCCACGGCAGAGCCACUGGGAAGACUCCUUCGGAGAGGUGGUCAGAAAUACUUCAGUUAUUUAAUUUAUUUUUUAUUUUUAUUUUUUGCUGUUGCCUCCUGGAAACUGACUUGAAGUUUCUUCCCACGUGUUCUUUCCCUCAGCUCUUGCGGGGAGGGGAGCCCCAAAGGGGACCCGCCCUGCCAGCCCUCCAGGGCCGUUCCUGGUCUGCUCUGCGGGGUGGGGAUGUGCUCCUUCCCCUUUGCAGCCAGGCCUCCCUACAUCGUCCUGGGGACCGUUCUAGCGCACCCCUGACCUCCGGGCCACCGAUGCUCAGUGCCUUCCUCUCCGGGGCCUGGCCCCCGUGCUGGGCAGCCUUACAUCAGCCAUGCCCACGGCGCCACUUGUGUCUUCACUCAUGGGGUCUCGUGCCCGCUGCCCCCACGGCCCAGCCCAGGGGCCCCAGAGUCCCGGUGGGCUGGGUAGGAAGCAGCUCGGAGGACUGUGUCCACGAGGACGCAGCUUGGAUGGGGGGCCGGCCCCCUCCCCAGCCAGCCUGCUAGAUUUUCACCCCGAGUAGCUGGGUGUCCCUCUAAUUUAUUUGUCUCGGGCUAUUCUGGAGACACGUUAUCAAGCCUUAGAGGUGGCACGGGCCGGGGCCCCACCUUUUAGGAGGUCGGCCGUGAGGAUGGAAUUCACUGAGUGUCUCUUUUCCCGCAACCCCGCGGGCUAUGGACUCAGCUCCAGGGAUGUCCUUGUGCCGGCUCCCCCUGUUGGGACAACUCUGAAUUACAGGCUGGGGCCUUGGCGGGGUCGCACCCCGUCCCUCCACCCCAACCUCAGCCGUCCACACUGAUUUUCGGUUGCUUAACUGGUCUUGGGCUCCCUGGCCUCCGGCUGGCCCCGGGUGCCUCUCCCCAUGUGUGCCUGGCACACACAGAGGGGCCGUCUUAGCUGUGAAAGGGGGGAGACGCCUGCAGAGGCCCAGGCUGGCCAGUCCCCCUGCCGGAAGCCACCCCGAUGCCAUGUCCUGCUGUGGGAGCCCCGCUGGACCCUCGCCCUGGUGAGGGCUGGGCGAGCUGACGGGCAGGGAGGAUGUGCCCUCGCAGGCUGGUCUCCUGGGGCCCGGCCAGUCUGUCUGCGAGAUGGCAAGUCCACUUCCUCCGGCCGUCCCAGGGUGCCGGCCGCUCCUUCCACCCCUCAGAAGCGAGCACAGGUCUCUCCCCUCCCCACCCCUCUCCCACCCCGAGAGAAAGCUUCAAGCUUGCAACCUGUAGGAAGAAUCCGUCUGCAUGACUGUUUACAAGUGUAGAAACACACAGACUGUGCUCCCCCGGCCCGCCGGCUGUCCCGGGGCUGCCAGGCCUGUUCCCGCACAAGCUGUGCCCCACGGCCUGCGAGAGGGGCUCGGCAUCAGCGCCCGUCCCCUGCUGCUUCGGACGGGCCAGCUACCUCCCAGUGGGGCCAGCUCUGCUGUCCUGGCCAGUGUCGUUGGCUCUAAACUUGAAGUGCCCCGGAAGCCCUGAGCCAUUCCCAGCUGUGCUCCGGGGGCGUUGAAGACUGCCCACUCCUUCAGGGAUGUCCCAGGCACAUAGUUAGGGGGCAGGCCCCUGUCUCCUCGUUGCACAAGCAUCGUAAGUGUUGCAAGCACAAAAUGGUUGUGAUGUGAGCACAGUGGCAGGGCUUGUGGCAGGUGGCUUCUCCCAGCUCGGCUCUGUCCAGAGUUCGCCGAGGAUGUGCACAUCUCGGGGGGGCCUGCUCUCGCUCGGACCAGGGCUUGGCCUGCGACUCAGCCCAGUUCUGGGACUCGUCAUCCUAUUUAUUUUUCCGUGCCCAUCCGAAGACGUGGGGCUGAGCCGCACUGCAGCCAGGCCCUAUCGGGAUGCCGUGGGCCCUGGGAACAGCGCCCUCUCUUGACCUCACACCCCACAUCUUCAGAUGCCUGAGCCCAGGCUGGAGCCUAACCAGCGAGACCCACCUGCCCUGUCUGCUGGGCCGAGCCCCGUGCAUGCUUGGGAAGCUGACUGGCGAGCUCCCUGGAUGGAGCCUGUCUUCCAUCCCCACGGCCCAGGGGCCUCCUCGGCACAGCCCUGUGCCAGGCUCUGUUCCCAGUAUUAUCCAGUUCAGUGUUUGCUUCCGUCUGAGAGACUGACUCCUCCACGGCAGCCACAAUUCCCCAAGGGACCACCUGGCGUGGCCUCUGGAGGCCGCCAGGAGGGAGGCGAGGCUACGAGGCAGAGGCGGGCACACCUAAGCCUUUGAGGUGGGCAGGGUGCCGCCUCCAGCCCCUCGGGGAGGGACGUCUGUGGGUCUGGGAGUGCUCUCCCUGCCCGCCCACCCCCGCCACAGCCUCCACGUAGGCACCUUUCACCCUGCUGUCCGCCUGGGGCGGUGUGGCUUGGGCAGAGGGCAGUUUAAAGCACAAAACUACCGCAAGGAGUUGCUGGAACUUUCUCACGCCACCCAGUGUGGUGGAGACACAGGCAGGCGGCCGCUGUGAAAUCAGAGAUGCACCGCUCUCCUCCGUCACAGAGCAUCUCGGCUCACGGGGCGUCCUCUGAUGCAGUCCGGGCAGGGUGCAGGCACUCCCCCCGGCUUGUUCCGCCACCGCCUAUGCCCGCCAUGUUCGCUGUCGUGUUUGUGUGGGCGGGCCUGCCCUGCGAGAGCGGAGAGUUCUUCCCACCCAGCGGCCCACACCUGUGGCUUCUGUCCCUUUGCCAUCCCAAACAGGAAACCGCUCGCCGCUCUCUUGGCUUGGCACAGCCUCCUGGUCCAGGCUCAGGAGCCAGGGCUUGGCCGAUGCCCCCCACAGGCCUCCCUGGGCCUGGCCCUCCUCUCCUGGCUCCCAGAUCCUUCACUGCCCUCCUAUGUGCAAGGACAGACUCUACAGGGAAAAUUGUUUCUUCCAUGGCAUCUUUGUUCUAUCCCCCAGCCCCUGCCCAUCUCCAGAACUCAAAUGAGCCCCUGGCCCCCCACCACACCCCAGUCCAAUCCUUUGAACCCAUGUCCCGAGGGCCUUGCAGGGAAGCGGAACUGCUCCAUGAAGAGCCGAGGGUCAGAGAGGACUCCUGAAGUGAAUCAGGGCCCUGCCCUGCCCUGCCCACCAGCUCUCUUCUGGCGAUCGCCUCCUGCCCGAGCUGCAGGGUCCUCUGGCCCGUGCUCUCCUCUGUGUGGCUAGCACAAGUGUAUAUAUGUUUUGUACCUCUGCCGAUGACUGUACAUAGUGUAUGAAAGUUAUUUAAGCCCCAUGCUGUACAUUUCUGUUCCUAGACUGGAUGUGUGUGUGUGUUCUAAGAAGUUGUCAUAAAUAAAACCUGAAUGACCAUUG